Ziziphus jujuba (common jujube) is the source of this 1865-nucleotide messenger RNA. Its product is annotated as phenylacetaldehyde oxime monooxygenase CYP71AN24. Gene Ontology annotation, molecular function: iron ion binding; heme binding; oxidoreductase activity, acting on paired donors, with incorporation or reduction of molecular oxygen. NCBI's taxonomy places the organism in Eukaryota, Viridiplantae, Streptophyta, Magnoliopsida, Rosales, Rhamnaceae. The record is from RefSeq and is a predicted model, not a curated record. The transcript is spliced from 2 exons. Bases 11 to 1567 code for a protein of 518 amino acids.
ACUUGGGAAUAUGGCUCUAUUACCAAUUAUGAUGGAAAGCAGCCUACUCCCCAUGAGUAACAUCUUCAUCUCUAUCUUCCUCUUCCUCCUUUCUCUUUUGCUAUUUUCCCAAUUUUUCAUGCGUAGACCAACCAGCAAACUUAAAUUACCUCCAUCCCCACCAAAAUUACCAAUAAUUGGAAACUUUCAUCAGGUUGGAACCCUUCUACAUCGCUCUCUCCGAGCACUCUCUCAUAAGUAUGGACCCCUAAUGCUCUUGCACUUUGGCAAUGUUCCAACCCUCGUGGUCUCAUCUGCAGAUAUGAUCAGGGAAAUCGCGAACAACCAUGAUGUCAUUUUCUGCAAUCGGCCCACUUCUACGGCUGCCAGGAUCUUCUUUUAUGGGUGUGCAGAUAUUGGGUUCGCGCCAUAUGGUGAAUACUGGAGGCAAGGCAGGAAAGUUUGUGUUCUUGAACUUUUGAGCCUGAAAAGAGUCUUAUCCUUUGAGUUCGUGAGGGAAGAAGAAACUGCAGGGUUUAUUCAUAAGCUACGCGAUGCAAGCCUGAGAGGGAAUAAGGUCAACUUGAGCGAGAUGCUGAUUGCAACCUUGAACAACAUAGUUUUGAGAUGUAUUCUUGGGAACAAGUUCGAGGAAGAUGAUGGUAAGAGCAAGUUUGGAGAGCUUAUCAAGAGGGUUAUGAUACAGUUUACAAGUUUCAGUUUUGGUGAUUUCUUCCCUGCUUUGAGUUGGAUGGAUCAUCUUACUGGCUUGAUUUCAAGCCUCAAGGCAACUUUUGGAGAAAUAGACCCUUUUCUCGAGCAGGUUUUAAAAGAUCACGAGGCCGGUCGUGGGAGUAGUAGUGAUCAUUCUGACAACAAAGACUUUGUGGAUAUUCUCUUUCAACUUAAGAAAGAUGGCAUGCUCCAGAUGGAUCUCACUCGUGACAAUCUCAAAGCCAUAUUAUUGGACAUGUUUAUGGCAGGAAGUGAUACGACCUCAUCAACAGUGGAAUGGGCAAUGGCAGAGCUGCUGAGAAAUGAAAGUAUGAUGAAGAAAGCUCAAGACGAAGUGCGAAAAGUGAUAGGAAAAAAAUCAAGGAUAGAAGUGAAUGAUAUGAAUCAAAUGGAUUACUUGAAAUGUGUAAUAAAAGAAACUCUAAGGCUACAUCCACCAGCUGCUUUGAUUUUCCGAGAAGCAUCAGAAAGAGUGAAUUUGGGAGGCUAUGAUAUUCCUCCAAAAACCAGAGUUCUUAUAAAUUCAUUGGCAAUCCAAACGGAUCCUAAUUUGUGGGAUAGACCAGAAGAGUUUGUCCCUGAAAGAUUUGAGAACAACCAGAUUGAUCUCAAAGGCCUAGAUUCUCAUUACAUUCCUUUUGGUUUUGGAAGAAGAGGAUGUCCUGGUUUAAAAUUUGGUGUUUUUACAGUUGAGUAUAUUAUGGCUAGUCUUUUAUAUUGGUUUGAUUGGAAGCUUCCGGGUGGUAAUAAUAUUGCUCCAACACCAAAGGACUUGGACAUGGAAGAUGUUUUUGGACUCUCUGCUCAUAAGAAAAAUCCUCUAAUUGUUAUACCAAUAUUAUAUUCCCCUUAAUUACCCAAAAAAAAAAAAAAAAAAACUAUAUUCCCCUUGAUAUAUGGGAAUUCUCUUAUAAAAGACAUUUUGUCUAGAAUUUAUUCAGGCAAUUAUCUCUCGGCAUAUAUAUGUGAUGGGAUAUUAUAAAAAAAUUAACAUACCAAAUCAAAUUUUGAGAGGUGUUUUCCCAAAUAAUUCUAGAUAAAAAAAAUCCAAAAUAUAAAAAUUCUCUUAUAUGAGAUAUUCUAGGUAUUUUAUGCCUGUGGAUGCGGAUUGUACCCUAGUUUUACAUGUCUACAGAAUAUUAAAUGCAAAA